UUAAAAUCAUCCAUUCGCAUUUAUCGUAUUUUAAACUUAAUCCAUAUUUAUUACAUGUUUAAAUUAAUAUUUUGCAGUAUUAUCAAAUUUAAUGAGAAGGAGUUGUAUGAUAAAAACAUGUUGCUAGGUCGUCCGCAUAAAAUAAUUCAAGUAAUUCAAAAUUAAUUUACUCAUUAACUUCUUUAAAUAUUUAUUACAAUGCAUAGAUAAAUAUUAUGGGAGACAAAAUAGAGCUUUGCAGACAUCCUUUUCUAAUUUCAAAGCCAUUUACAGUUAUUAGACUAUAUAACCAUUUUAUCAUAUCUAAUAAGUAUUAGGGAAAUCCUUAUUUUUUCAAUAAGUUAUUAAACAUAAGUUCCUAAUUUGGUGAGUCAAAGGCUGAUUCAAAGUCGAAAAAUAUUAUUACUGGAUGUUAUUGUUUUUCAUUAAGUUAAUUUUUUGCCCAUGUAAUUAAUCUAAGAAUUUAAAUUGUUGUGUUUUUUUUAUUUGUAAAUCCAGAUUAAUUAGUUUUAAUUUUUUCUAUUAUUUAUUGUUGUACUAGCUAUUUAAUAUGGUUUAGAAUAGAUUUUUCUAUUACUUUAACAAAAAAUGGUAGGAUAGUAAUGGGUCUGCAUUAUUCGAGUUAUAAUUCUUUUUCUUUUUUGAUAAUAUAGAUUUGUCUUGCUUUAAAGUGAUUUAUAUAUUUUAGCGGAUAACUUAUUAUGUUUAAUAUUAUUUGUUUAAGUUUUCAUCAAUAAUUAUCUUUUAUAUUUUAUUUUUUUACUAAUUUUUUAAUAUAACUAUUGGUUUGACUAUUUAAUCAUUUAUUAGAUCUUCUGUGUAUGCUUUGUUUUUCGAUAAUAAUUUUAAAUUAAUGUUAUCUAUAAUAAUAUUUUUUUAUUAAUUAUUUAGAUUCCAAACAUUCUAUUUAUUUUAUGGAUUGAUAGGGCUGUUAUAGUGAUUAUGAAAAUAUUUUGUUAGUAUUUCUAUUUAUUGUGAUAUUUAAUAUAUUGGUUCAUUAUUUUAAUCAUAUAAUUCAGUUUAUUUAAAAAUUAAUAUUUAAUUGUUCC
This is a messenger RNA of Ichthyophthirius multifiliis, 1049 nucleotides long. RefSeq lists its product as hypothetical. The annotation marks the transcript as partial. Lineage: Eukaryota; Ciliophora; Oligohymenophorea; Hymenostomatida. The transcript has a single exon. The record is from RefSeq and is a predicted model, not a curated record.